Lactuca saligna is the source of this 630-nucleotide messenger RNA. The record is from the annotation of a GenBank genome assembly. NCBI's taxonomy places the organism in Eukaryota, Viridiplantae, Streptophyta, Magnoliopsida, Asterales, Asteraceae.
AUGAGCUAUGGCACGAAAAAAGUCUUCCCUAUAGACUCGAAGGCUACAAUCACAUGCGCCAUGGAAUGGGGUGUAUACAAUGAGCCAGCAGCAAUUGAGAAAUAUAAAACCAUAACAAAUCGUGAAGUAACUUCAUUGGGAUUUGCAACGCAUUCGGAUGACAACUACAAUUGGAUUGGGGCAUCCCCAGAUGGGCUUCUUGGGGUUGCCCCUAAUUUAGGGAUUCUUGAAGUCAAGUGUCCGUUUAAUAAAGGGAAACCGGAGUUAGCUUUACCUUGGACGAAAAUGCCCUUUUAUUAUAUGCCUCAAAUUCAAGGUCAAAUGGAAGUUAUGGAUAGAGAUUGGGUCGAUUUGUAUUGUUGGACACCAAAUGGGAGUACGAUAUUUCGUGUUUGUAGGAAUCAAGAAUAUUGGAUUUUGAUUCGUGGGAUUUUACGGGAAUUUUGGUGGGAACAUGUGGUCCCCGCUAGAGAAGUUUUGGUUAUGGGAAAUGUGGAGGAAGUUAAGAAAUUUAAACCAAUGUCGAUACAUAAAGAAACGGGAUUUGUGAUCCAUAAGAGCAUAGAGUUGGCAAAUGAAUCGAAGCUUUUAUGUCGAGAAAUUGCAGGACAUGUUGAGUUUUUCAGAUAA